AUGGCUCGCUUCGUCGAUCUCGAUGACGAGGACAGCCAGGCGCAGCCAAUGGCCGCUUGGCCGGCGCCGGGCAACCCUCUGGCACUGCCCGAGCACGGAUCGGUCGCCAACAUGGCGGCUGGAGAUCGAGAUCGAGGCAUCGUCUCUUCUGCGCGCAGGUUUCCCAGCAGGAAGAGCACCAUGACCGACAAGUCGCCGCAGCAAUACGGGGACGAUGCGUCUGAGGCUGAGAAUGGAAAGCAGCCGGCGACUCACAGUGCCAUGGAGGAGGCAUUCCAGUGUUAUCCUAUUGUCGUUGGCAUUAUUUCCUACAUUGACCUCAACACCCUCGAUUCAUUGGCCCGUGCAAGCCGCUUUAUCCACGAUGGCUUGAUCCAAUAUCGAGCGAGCCUCAUGGGCGCAACACUGCGCUGCUCUAGAGAGGGCGUUGCGAUCGAUCCAGAGCAGACGCUGCGAUACCGCGCCAGGGCGACUGAUUGGAAUUAUAUGCAAGAUGACAACAAUUAUAACGGGAAAGCGGGCAGCUGCGCUCGCGACAUGGUGGCCGAGUGCAGGAGAUGCGCAGACAUCAUUUGUAGAAACUGUGCUAUAAAGCCCCCUCUUAUUGCUGCUCUGCGCGAGCGACACCGCCGGCUCUGUGUCACUUGCGUCAAAGCUCCCAUUGCCGCGCUCGCCGUGCCGGCAUUGGAUAUAUCUUUACCUCUGAAUUCAGAUGCCGUACAGCGAGCAAUCUGCCAGUGCGACACAGAGGGCGUCUGGCUAUGUCAGCCUUGUGGUCAUAGCAUUCGCAAUGCCGACCACGAUUAUAAAGCUAUCUGGCGUUGGCGCACAAAGUAUGGAGGCUUCACAGGCAUUGGAGACGGCGACCGUGGCGUAAUCUGCGGCCGCGAAGAAGCCUGUCUUGCUGCUCGUGAACGUGAGAACGAAAUCGACUGCGAUGCCGAAGACGCCCGAGGCAGCACCCUUACUCCGUGGUCAACCGGGUCCUCCUCCUCCGGCACGCCGAGCCCGGGCCCACAACAUGCGGGCACCACACCCCCUGGCGCCACCGCCGGGUUUCCCUUCCCUACAAAUGGCACCAUCGAGUCGAUAAUCGAUGAAAUUCGCCAUCAGCGGACGCCCUCGCCGCAGCUGGGACCGGGGUACGAGAGACACGAAAUCGAGGGGAUUGGUGGCAUCGUGAAGAAAAAACUGGUCCGCAUGGUUCGAGUGGGGGCCUGCGUGCCCGAGUGGGAAGACGAAAAAGGCAGCAACAGCAAGAUUUUGGCUCGGGAGGUGAAUGGCGCGGCACGCAGCUGGUGCGGCUGGUGCUGGAGAGUCAUUCCUGGGGAGAAGGAUAAGAGGCAAUGUGCGAAAUGA
This is a messenger RNA of Trichoderma asperellum CBS 433.97, 1359 nucleotides long. RefSeq lists its product as uncharacterized. Lineage: Eukaryota; Fungi; Ascomycota; Sordariomycetes; Hypocreales; Hypocreaceae. The record is from RefSeq and is a predicted model, not a curated record.